Messenger RNA from Alosa alosa (allis shad), 3785 nucleotides. It is a transcript of the gene mctp1b, whose product is annotated as multiple C2 domains, transmembrane 1b. The coding region runs from base 177 to 2858 and encodes 893 amino acids. The transcript is spliced from 20 exons. Lineage: Eukaryota; Metazoa; Chordata; Actinopteri; Clupeiformes; Clupeidae. Gene Ontology annotation, cellular component: synaptic vesicle membrane. The record is from RefSeq and is a predicted model, not a curated record. Gene Ontology annotation, biological process: regulation of neurotransmitter secretion. Gene Ontology annotation, molecular function: calcium ion binding.
GAGUAGCCUAAGCACUAAAUAGAUAUAGUCGUUAGCAGGUUAUUGCGACAACGGCACUGUACGCAGAGAGAGGACUUACACUUACACCAAGCCUUUCCUUUUUGCAUAAGUGUAAGCGCCGCUGGGACAUUUCUGUCUGUUCUGCAGUGUCUCUAACAAGCUGUUGCCUGCGGAGCAUGGAGAUGGGACCCGAGGAGGGUGAGUUAGGGGGGGAUAGCGACUCCGUGCCCUACCAGAAAAGAAUGUGGAAGCAAUUUCAGGCGAAAUCCAAACCCUUUAUGAGCAAUAAACUUGCCUCAAGUCGCGGCGAAGGAAAAAAAGAGGGAGGUAGCUGGCUGUUUAAGAAGAAAAAACAGCAUCAGAACGCCCUGGUGCGAACGCUGUCCUCUUCGCAACCCAACCUGCACACUUUAGGAUCACUGCGUGACGGUGAGGAAGACAAGCCCCCCCGUUGCGGCACAACAGACCCGCGCAUCCGCAAGGCACGGGCAGCGAUGCACGGAAACACUGCGGGGGCAGAGAUCGCUAAACAGCCGGUGAUGGCGAAACAGAGUAGCCCAAAGCCCACCGUGUCACAUUUGGUGCAAUCACACCAUAAGAGCUCCUCUCUCGGCUCAGCUUGCCUUGAGACGUUGCGGAAGGACCCCGUGGUCAAAGAUGGGGAGAGACAACAGCUGGAUGACAUGGAAUCGAGUAUCCAUGCCCCAGGGCAGCCCUCUGCGACCCCCGCCCUGCCCUCCUCUGGUUUGUUCCAGCUGGACAUCACGCUCAAGAAGGGCAACAACCUGGCCGUACGGGACAGAGGAGGAACCAGUGAUCCGUAUGUGAAGUUUAAGUUGGCCGGUAAAGAGGUGUACCGUAGCAGAACCAUCCACAAGAACCUCAACCCUGUAUGGGAGGACAGAGUUUGUCUCAUAGUGGAUAGCCUGCAUGAGCCACUUUAUAUCAAAGUGUUUGACUACGACUUUGGUCUUCAUGAUGAUUUCAUGGGCUCAGCCUAUCUUUACCUGGACACUCUGGAACAGAACAGGCCUCUGGAUGUGUCUCUGGACCUGAGGGAUCCCCAUCACCCUCAGCAGGACCUGGGUACUCUGGAGCUGAUGGUCACUCUGGGCCCCAAAGACAAACCCAACAGCGAAUCGACAAUGCUUCUCAGGAGGAGCUGGAAGAGAUCCAGCAAGACUCAGCAGCAGAGUCUCCGUCUGUCAGACCUGCACAGGAAGUCUCAGCUGUGGAGCGGCAUUGUGAGCAUCAGCCUCAUCGAAGGUCGCGACCUCAUUCCCAUGGACCAGAACGGCCUCAGUGACCCUUACGUCAAGUUCCGCCUCGGACACCAGAAGUACAGGAGCAAGACCAUGCCAAAGACACUGUGGCCCCAGUGGAGGGAGCAGUUUGACCUGCACCUAUAUGAGGAGGAGACCUAUCUACUGGAGAUAGCAGUGUGGGACAAGGACACUGGCCGACGAGACGACUUCAUUGGACGGUGUGAUCUGGACCUGUCCACUCUGAGUAAGGAGCGCACUCAUAAGCUAGAGCUCCCCCUAGAGGAGGAGAAGGGUAUGGUGGUGCUGCUGAUCACCCUGACUGCCUCUACUGCCGUGUCCAUCUCAGACCUGUCCGUCAACAUCCUGGACGACCCUCUCGAGAGGCACCAGAUCAACAAGAGAUAUAAUAAUAUGCGCUCCUUUCUGUACAGGGAAAACAAUCUAAAAAACAUCAGUAGAAACCAAACACUUUACGGGAGAGAAAUCGCACACACGUGUGUGAGCCGUGCUUUUGUGUCCGCAGGGAAGAGUGACCCUUUCUGUGUGGUGGAGCUGUGUAAUGACCGGCUGCAGACUCACACCGUCUAUAAGAACCUCAACCCGGAGUGGAACAAGGUCUUCACUUUUAAUGUAAAAGACAUCCAUUCUUUGCUAGAAGUUUCAGUAUAUGAUGAAGACCGCGAUCGCAGUGCAGAUUUCCUGGGCAAAGUGGCCAUUCCUCUGCUGAGUAUCCACAACGGCGAACAGAAGGCCUACGUCCUGAAGAACAAGGAGCUGACAGGGCCAACAAAGGGGGUCAUCUUCCUCGAAAUAGACGUCAUCUUCAACUCCGUGAAGGCCAGUUUGAGGACAGUGGUGCCGGCUGAAAGGAAAUACAUUGAGGAGGAACAAAAAGUCUCCAAGCAGCUGUUGCAGCAGAACUUCAGCCGAGUGAAACGUUGCAUCAUGUUCCUCAUUAGCGUGGGCACCUACAUCAACAGCUGCUUUGAGUGGGAGUCCCCACAGAGAAGCAUCCUCGCCUUUCUGUUAUUUGUGCUGGUGGUCUGGAACUUUGAGAUCUACAUGGUUCCUCUCUCUCUGCUGCUGCUGCUGUCGUGGAACUACUUCCUGUUGGCGUCGGGGAAGAAGAGUUGUGAUGGAGAUGUGGAAGCAGUGGAGGACUUCCUGCAGGACGAGGAGGAGGAGUUUGACAGAGAUGACAAGGACUCAGAGAAGAAGGGCUUCAUGGACAAGCUGUAUGCCAUCCAGGAUGUGUGUGUGAGUGUGCAGUCGGCUCUCGACGAGGUGGCGUCCUACGGCGAACGGAUAAAGAACACCUUCAACUGGACGGUGCCUUUCCUGAGCUGGCUGGCCAUCGCCUCCCUGAGUGUGGCCACGGUCAUCAUCUACUUCAUCCCCCUCAGAUAUGUGGUGCUGGCCUGGGGUGUCAGCAAGUUUACGCGCAAGCUGCGCGACCCCUACAUGAUUGACAACAACGAGCUGUUGGACUUCCUGUCCCGAGUGCCCUCCGACGUGCAAGUGAUUCAGUUUCGAGAGUUAAAGCUGGAUCCAUCACAAAGCCCCAGCAAACGGAAGCGAACCAACCCAGGCUAGACUGCGUUUAAAAAAAAAAAACCCUGAGUGUGGGUUUUUGUUUGUUUCAUUUCUUUUCAAACGUAGAGCACAGCUCAUGUAAAUUCAACUGUACAUACUGUAAAGACUAUAUACAUCUGUAAAAUUGUACACUCUGUAAAAAGUGUCCCAGGCAUAGCACAGGGGAUAGUCUAUAGGAAUGCCUCAGUAGCUUUGAAUAAAAACCUCGUAUCCCUUUUUUCCCUCCCUUUUUGAAUGACCAGUGCCCUUCCAUCUGUACAGCUAAUUCACACAUCCAUGGGGUCACCUUUGUAAUCUUUUUUAUAUUAUUACACCAGAUGUCACACAGACAGUCUUACAUGGAUGAAUAAUUUUUGAAUCUGUACAUCUCACUCCUGACAAAAGAAAAGAACGUGUCACGAAAGUUAUGAAAUUCAAGAUCAAAUUUAAACAGUUGUCGUUACCACUUAUUGUUUACCAUGAGAUAUCAAAAGUACUUGAUGGCAAAGCUAUUUGAUUCAAUUCUCCCUCCCAAGCUUUGUUUUCUGAUUGGUCUUUGCACGUGCUAGGUUUACGCCCUGUUUAAAUACAAGUGUUACUUAAUCUCACAUAUGGAUAGACCAUCCGUAUGGUAAAUAGCUCAAACAAUGCUAUGCCUAUACCCAUUUAGCCAUUUAUUUAUUAUUACCGAUUCUUAUUUGUUGUGAAGCCCAGCAUAUCUUUUGUAUUUAUGCACCAUUGUUAUAAUAAUCUACCAGUUAAACUGUACUGAGGCGUUUUUGCCAUGUGUAUAUAUAAUCGUAGUGGUAGUCUGCAUUUACCGACGAUACUGCAUGCUGCAUGCAGUUUGUUGUGUGCAUGACCCGAAGAAAAAGUUUUCUUCCUCUCCGAAGGAGCGCUGAGAGGGGAGAGACGAGUGAAGGACCUUUGGGUGGAUCGAUCCUCGAG